GCGAAAUAACCUCUUCCCAAAAGGCAUAUCCUGCGUAGGUGUAGCUUUAUUUUAUUGAACAUUUUGAGGAGUUUUGAAUAAAUGGCGGGUUACAAAAAAGGCGAAGAAAAAAGAGUAAAGAAAAAAAGGGCGAGAAAAAAGGGUAAAGAAUAAAAGGGCGAUAGAAAAAUAAAACGCCUGCAACCACUUUUAAAAAUUAAUUCCCUGUUCAGAUUCCACUUACAGUAUUCAAAUCCUCAAACCUUCAAUAAAAUAAAGCAACUGCUAUGCAGGCUACAAAAUGCAUAAAUAUUGUGAAAUUAAGCAUGAAAGGGAUAAAUGGCAAAGUUUGCACGAGUAUUUGAAAUUUUUAGUGCUGAUUGGGGUUGUUGGUGCUAUUUUACAGAUGACUGAAGAUCAAACAUCAAAAGUUUGCCUUGUCUCUUUUGGUACAAAUAAGCGAAAGAUCUCGUGGAAGACAAAUGUAAAUGAAUUAAGUGUACCAGACUAUGACAAUAUCAAUAGAGAAUUUAAGAAAGUGUUUGCUGACCUAGUUCCACUUGAAGAAAAUAUAGUAUUUCAGAAGUGGGAUCAGGAUUUUGAAGAUUGGGUGGACAUUAAUCCGCAUCAAUCAGUUGAAAACAUGUCAAAGCUGAAAGCUUUUUGUCAACAACAACAAGGCGGCGAGCUGGGUAAUAAGAAACCCGCUGAACAUGAAUUGGAAUGUGGUGAUGUGAUGAAGAAAACCGGUCAUGAGACUUCUCAUUUAUCUGCUCAGCGUACAAUUGGAAAAGAUGGUAAACUUGGACCACGUGUUUCUAUUCAAUCAGAGGAGGAGGAACGCACAAAGAAUGUAGUAAAAGUAGGUGUAAAUGUUGAUGAUUUAAAGGCAGAUAGUAAACUGUUUGGUCAAAAAUCUAAAAAUGAUGAUGAUCUUACUACAUGGCAAAAGAAGAUGAAUGAAAGUGCUUUAUUAUUAUGUAUGGAAAACCCAUCACUGACAUUAAAAAGAGGCGAGCUGCUUGAGAAGGCCAGAGAGAAAGUCGACAAUGACGGUUUUGUUUACAAGAAAGGAAAGUCACGAUCAAAGAAGUAUGGAGCUGCAUCAAUGGAAGAGAACAAGGCAAAAAGACCAAAGCUGGAAGCCAAUGAGAGAAGAACAUUGAUCGAAGAGACAAAAAUUUCAAUCAAUGAGCAAAAUGAGAAGCUAGCAAUGCUAGAACGAGAGAAGUGUAAGUUAGUUAACAUGAAGCAGUUUGGAUCAGCAUCAGUAAUCCUCGAUAGAAUCAGCUCUGCAAGAAAAGAGAAAGGUCAAUUGUCUAGAAAGCUUGGCGCUUUAGAGCAGAAAGAAGCUAAGUCAAUAAAAAGGAAGCUUGCAUUGACGGAAAGAGAAAAGGACACUGGGCAGAAAGGAAAUAAGAAGAUGCCCGGUUGUGAGAAUAAAGGAAAUUUGAUGGACAAAUAUCUGAAACCUCAAACAGCAGUUGAUAAUAAUGUUCAGGAGGAAAUACAAGUGGUGGAGGAAAACAACCAGAGUGUGCGGGAGAAGGAUCCAGUUAGUGAAGUGGGAAAAGAUAAUGAAACAAAUGAAUCAGACGAGAAAGACCUUUUUUUAGAAGACGCGGCACUGGCUUUUGAAACUGAAAAUGUACAUACGGACACAUAUUUGAAGUAUUUAAGAUAUGCACGUUCACCUUUAGGAAAAAAGGAAUUGUAUAAGAUAUCAAGUGGCGUUUAUAUUUCACAGUUAAAAGACUUAACCCUUGAUGAUUACAUAGCAUGCAGGCAGCAGUAUUGUACUAACUUUCAUAAUUUGAAAGGUGUUAUUUCAGCAUGCAGUCAGUGCCGCGGUCUUGUAAAUACAGCUAAAGAAAUUCAGCAAAAGGGAAUGAUCAAAGUCAGUGACACAUUUAAGAAACAUUUUGGUGAAGUAACAUAUUCAAGUGAGAAGGCAGUUCGCAGGUUCAUGGGCCUUCCAGUCGCUGUUUUUGAGUUGGGUAACGCAAGUAAUGGAACACAGGCGUUGUUUAUGAUAGAACAAUACCCAGGUAUUGACUAUAUCAAAUAUGUUGACUUAAUCAAGUCCGCUAGUAGUAGCACCGCAGGCACUACUUCUUUCCCCAUUAUUACAAAAGAGAAACUUGUAGCCCUGUGUGAAUUGGCAUCUUCUGAAAGGGAUCGAAAGCUUAUUAAGUAUGCGAUGUGUGCAGAUCUCUCUAAUAAGAAAGCGAAGAAGUAUGGAAUAUCUGAUUGGAACAGACAAAAAAAUGAAAUAGAAAGUGCCAUAAUCAGGGUUGAAGAAAUUAGAAAGCAAAUCAAUGAAUUAGCUUCCAUAGAAGAAGCAACUGUUCUUAGAAACUAUGGCAUCGUAAUUGAAAGUGAUGAUGAGAGUCUUGUAUCAACCGAAUCUGGGGAAACAUGUACUUGGCUUAGCGAGAAAGAAUUUGAAUCAGAAGAUGAUUCAGAAAGAGAUCAAGAUGGAAAAAUGGCAGAUGAUUGUAUAUCAGACUCACCCAUUAAUCCUAAUAGAGAGCGAAAUGAAAAUGUACCUCCUGAUCCACUGGAAUGUAGCGUUCCAUCAUUUGAGCAAAUAUAA
Molecule: messenger RNA, 2575 nt
Organism: Paramuricea clavata
Lineage: Eukaryota; Metazoa; Cnidaria; Anthozoa; Malacalcyonacea; Plexauridae
Source: the annotation of a GenBank genome assembly